AUGAAGAACUUAACUUGUCUUGGAAAUAAGUUAGAGCAUCUUUGCAGCUCUUCAUGUAUCAAAGUUACUUGUCUUAGCAAAUCCUUUUGGUGUCUAAUGGUGUGGCCUUUUCUUCGGUUCUUAAUCUUCCAUUUAAACCCACUUUGGGUUCAGAUUUGUUACUUUGUAUCUAUUUCCUUUAUGGGAUUUUUAGUGCUGAAAACUUUGAAUCCCAGGCCUGACUCAAUUAGGCCUAAGGACUUAGAUGUGUUCUUUAUGUCUGUGUCUGCCUCAACAGUUUCGAGCAUGUCAACGAUUGAAAUGGAGGUUUUCUCCAAUGCCCAACUUGUAGUUUUAACUGUUUUAAUGUUACUAGGUGGGGAAGUCUUUCUGUUCAUGCUUGAACUUCAAAUAGCAAGGUCCAAGUCCAAGAAACAGGAGAGGAUUGAGAACAGAGAAGUCGACUCAAUUGGCUUCGAACUAAGUUCUUCAUGUCCCAGAAAUGUUGUCAAUCGAAUUGAUGAACUAGGUCUCAUCAGAGUGAUCACAGUGCCCCACAAUUCAAUUAUGGAAGCUAGGAAUGAAAUUAAGUCGAUGGGUAGUAAGGAUGUUGAGUAUAAUUCAAUAAAGUAUUUAAAUUAUUCAGUCUUAGGUUAUUUCCUAGUGAUUCAUGUAGUUGGGUCUGCAUUGAUUUUAUUAUAUCUGAUCUUUGUUCCAAGUGCAGGAGAUGUACUGAAGAACAAGAAUCUUCAGAUACAAACAUUCUCUGUCUUUACAACUGUCUCUACUUUUGCCAACUGUGGUUUUCUCCCUACCAAUGAAAACCUGAUAGUUUUUAGGAAGGAUGCAGGAUUACUUCUAUUGCUCAUCCCUCAGGUCCUUCUAGGGAACACUUUGUUUCCACCAUGCCUGAGAUUUAUGAUAUGGGUCUUGUGGAGGCUUUCUAGGAGAGAAGAAUUCAAUUACAUAUUGAAUAAUACGAGGGAGAUGGGAUACAUUCACUUAUUCCCCAAUUUGCACUCUUUCCUUUUAGUUGUGACUGUUUUCGGGUUCAUAUUGAUACAGUUCAUACUCUUUUGUUCCAUGGAGUGGAAUUCAGAAAGCUUGGCUGGGAUGAAUCCUUAUCAGAAACUAGUAGGUGCCUUGUUUCAAACAGUGAACUCAAGACAUGCCGGUGAAUCGAUCAUUGAUCUCUCAAUAGUCUCCCCUGCAAUCCUGGUGCUAUUUGUCGUUAUGAUGUACCUCCCUCCUUAUACUUCUUUUCUACCCAUUAAAGAUGAAGAAAAAUCACAAAGAACUACAAAUAGGAUGAGAAGAAGAGAAAGUCUGUUGGAGAAUCUCAUAUUUUCACAGCUCUCUUAUUUAGUCAUGUUCAUCAUCCUCAUUUGCAUUACAGAGAGGAAGAAGAUGAAAGAAGAUCCCCUCAACUUUACAGUGUUAAACAUCAUUAUGGAAGUGAUCAGUGCAUAUGGAAAUGUGGGCUUUACAAGCGGCUAUAGUUGCAAACGGCAAUUGAAGCUUGACAGUCACUGUAAGGACACCUGGUAUGGAUUCUCUGGAAGGUGGAGCAACAAGGGCAAAUUGAUUCUCAUCUUGGUCAUGUUUUUUGGAAGACUUAAGAAGUUCAAUAUGGAAGGAGGUAGAGGCUGGAAGUUGUUAUAAAAGAAUUAAUAGAUUGCAUAUGAUCUCCAACAUUAGAAAAUUGAGCACAUCUACAUGAUGCAAGAGAAUAGGUCUGAUACCAAAUAGGAAGUAGAAAAGAAAGCAUUUUGUUAUUUUCAUGAUUAUGUUGCACUUGUUGA
Molecule: messenger RNA, 1781 nt
Organism: Nelumbo nucifera (sacred lotus)
Lineage: Eukaryota; Viridiplantae; Streptophyta; Magnoliopsida; Proteales; Nelumbonaceae
Product: putative cation transporter HKT1;4
Biological process (GO): transmembrane transport; monoatomic cation transport
Cellular component (GO): plasma membrane
Molecular function (GO): monoatomic cation transmembrane transporter activity
Source: RefSeq, a predicted model, not a curated record